CAGUGUUCAAGUGAAUUAUCACAUUUAACUUGUUCAAGUCGAAACAUUUUCCAUUUGACUUUCUUCAGUCGUAUUUUGUGCAGUUCCAUUGUCUUUGGCAGCAAGUGAUUCCACAUUUUCGCAUAACAAUGAAUCAAAUCAGUUUUGCAUUGUGUUUCAUCGUCGUUAUUUGUGCCGUGUGCCACAUUCAGGCGACUCCACUCCGGAACGAAGUGGCGGAAGAUCAAAAAUAUGUGAAUUGUGUGGAAGACAUGCAAGCCAAUUGUGAAGAGGCAAAUAUUCCAUUUCAAGUAUUGAUUCAAGGACAAUCUGGUAGCCGUUUUGUUCGUAGUUUAUUGUCGGAAGAUUCAGUUGCACGCAAAGCAACCGAUCCAAAGAAACGAUCAACAAUUACCAUCUUCUCGCCAAAAGAAGAAGAGGAAAGCGUUGCAGUAGAGACUGUUGAAGCCAUUGCCGAAUCACCUGAAGCCGAAAGCAAAGCUGCCGAUGAAUCACAACAAACUGAAGAUAAAUCAGCCGAUGAUGAAUCAUCCAGCAAGUCAAGAGACGCCGAUGAAGACAAAAAAUUGAACAAACGUGAAGCCGACAGUGACAGUGACAGUGAUUCUGCUGAUGAAUCAGGUGUUGCAGCCGUUAUUGAAUUAGCCGACAAUGAUUCGAGUAAAGAUGGAUCCAAGAAAGACGAAUCAUCCACCGAACCAACAGUUGGACAAGCUUUACUACCACUUGCACCACUUGGAUUGAAGUUUUUGCCACUCCAAUUGGGAGCCAUCAAUCUUGGAGCAUUCAGAACCAAUCUCGGACUUCAAAAGAAUCUCCUCAAAACGAACACACUUCUUCCACUCCAAGUGAAGCUUGCUGGUCUCAAGACGCGAUUGGGUCUAUUGCCAAUUGCACCAAUUGCACCACUUGCUCCAAUUGCGCCAAUCAUUUAAAAAGUAUUGAAAUGACUUUUUAUGUUCAUUUCUUAUUAACUAUUUUUGUUGUUGUUUGUAUUUAUUUAUUCUUUUUCUUUUUGUGUGUAAAAAUUAAAUAUUUAUUUGAAAGUUGUACAGAGAAUUGUUAGCAGAAUUUAAAAUGUUCAAAGCAAAGUAUUUAUGAAUAAUAAAUAUAUGAAAAUUUAACAAA
Molecule: messenger RNA, 1128 nt
Organism: Contarinia nasturtii (swede midge)
Lineage: Eukaryota; Metazoa; Arthropoda; Insecta; Diptera; Cecidomyiidae
Product: RNA polymerase-associated protein LEO1-like
Exons: 4
Coding region: 129-935 (268 amino acids)
Source: RefSeq, a predicted model, not a curated record